AUGUCUGAAGAAGACAUUGCAUUGGAUUACCCUCUUGAAUCAGAAUUUGUUCAGAAUUUUAAAGAAGCUCAAGGUAAGGGGGACUCCAGAUAUGUGCAAACCCUUCUCAGAGAAGCAAGCAAAGAAAAUCCGAAUAUCAUCAUCGAGUUGUCAAAUGAUGAUUGGAUGAAAGACCCUGAUGUGGAGCUCCCCCCAGCUGUACUGCUGGGUCUUUGGUCUUUGGAAUAUAAAAGAGAACUAACAAGCCCACUGUGUAUCGCUGCUGCACAAGGUUUUACUGAAUGUCUGCAGUACUUGCUGGAGCACCGCGCACAUCCCAACCUUAUUGCAGGAGGAAAAGCAGCACUUCAUGAGGCCUGUGGAAACGCCAACACUGACUGUGUGGAGCUACUGCUGGAACAUGGAGCUAACCCUAACCAGAUGACAGAAGAGGGGCUGACUCCAUUACAUCUAUGCAGCACACCACAAUCAAUACGUUGUGCAAAAGCCUUGUUGAGAAAGGGUGCCAAGGUGAACUUACCUAGUGAGGAAGAGGAUGAAACACCAUUGCAUGUGGCAGCUAGACAUGGUCUGCUCCACCACGCACAACUCUAUCUACGAUUUGGAGUUUGUGUGAACCAUGUCAGCUCUUCAGGUGAAACACCACUGGGGGUUGCUUGUGGGGUAGCCCCAGAAAAGACAGCCAACAGCCAAGAUGAACAAUAUCUUGAGCUCUGUCGUCUCCUCCUGUCCAAUGGAGCAAACAUUAAUUUGUCUGAUAAUGAACGCCGCAGUCCUCUACACAAGGCAGCCCGCAAUGUUCAGCACAAGCUGGUGGAGCUUCUCCUGGACCAUGGGGCUGAUAUCAAUGCCAUUGACUAUAAUGGGUGUUCAUCACUAUCUAGUGUGCUACAAAGUUCUGUGGUUCGACAAGAGUGGGAACCUCAUACAGUUGUUCAGACCCUGUUAAACCACGGCUCAAUUAAAGUAUGGCCACUAGCACUGCUGAAGGUGUUAACAGCCUGUGCAGCAGCACCUAAAACUGUGGAAAUCUUAUUUAACUCAUACCAGCUGGUUCCUGUAACUUACAAAUGGGUUGAAGCCAUACCUGAGGAUAUUUUUCAUCUUCACAGACCCUUUUAUGAGUCUCUUUUUGCACUGGAGUACAAAUCCCGUAGUUUACAGCAUCUGUGUCGGUCUGCACUGAGGAAACACUUUGGGAAGAACUGCUGCUCACUCAUUCCAAGGCUCCCUGUGCCUAAAGUGCUACAACAGUAUCUUCUUCUAGAACCCAGGGGCUAUAUUGACUAAUCCUUGAGAGAAACCUUUAAAGAACUUUGGAAGCCUUUUUUUAAUGCAAUGCAUAAAUCAUUCUGAAUUUAACACAGCUGACUGUCUUUCAUUUCACUUUGUAAAAUCAGUUUACUCUGACGUGUUUGAGAGCUCAUAACGUCACCUGUAGUCCUGUUUUUGUAUUUUAGUGUAAACUCAUAUUAGCAUUACAGAAAAGAUUUAUGAUGACAAAUUUUUUUGUUUGAAUGACUGUUUUAGAUGCACGGCUACCUGCAUUAAUUUCUAUAUACACCUUCACAUCACAAUGUUUAAUCCAUAAUUAUUUUAUUUGGAAAUCUCUCGUUUGUCCUCCAAUAAAAUAAUACAUUUCAUCAAA
Messenger RNA from Myxocyprinus asiaticus (Chinese sucker), 1648 nucleotides. It is a transcript of the gene asb18, whose product is annotated as ankyrin repeat and SOCS box containing 18. The transcript has 5 exons. Gene Ontology annotation, molecular function: transmembrane transporter binding. NCBI's taxonomy places the organism in Eukaryota, Metazoa, Chordata, Actinopteri, Cypriniformes, Catostomidae. The record is from RefSeq and is a predicted model, not a curated record. Gene Ontology annotation, biological process: neuronal action potential; negative regulation of delayed rectifier potassium channel activity; intracellular signal transduction. Gene Ontology annotation, cellular component: axon initial segment; membrane; synapse. Bases 1 to 1290 code for a protein of 429 amino acids.